This is a messenger RNA of Guyanagaster necrorhizus, 1733 nucleotides long. Its product is annotated as general substrate transporter. The coding region runs from base 105 to 1646 and encodes 513 amino acids. Gene Ontology annotation, molecular function: carbohydrate:proton symporter activity. Gene Ontology annotation, biological process: carbohydrate transport; transmembrane transport. Lineage: Eukaryota; Fungi; Basidiomycota; Agaricomycetes; Agaricales; Physalacriaceae. The record is from RefSeq and is a predicted model, not a curated record. Gene Ontology annotation, cellular component: membrane. The transcript is spliced from 25 exons.
GCGGCGAUGCUUUUUAUACCUGGAGAUUUUUGGGCAGUGGUGUCCCUCAGGCUCGCAGCCUUGAUUAUCCAUCUUUGUUUCUCCUCCCUUGACGGCCUUUGACAAUGACUUGGCCAGCAAGAGGAAAGAAGUAUACUUUGUUGCUACAGAUCGCAUCCAUUUCUGCUCUUGCUCUCUAUGGCUGGGAUGCCGGUAUAAUGGGAGGGAUCUUAAAUACUCCUCAAUUCGAUGGCCAAAUCUAUGCUGCCAACACGGAGGUGACCAGCUUCAUCUCCAGUGGCAUUUUAUUAGGCGAUAUCUUUGGGAGCGCUGCCAUUGCACCCUUAUCUUGGUCGGUCGGUCGUCGGGUAUCAAUUUUGCUUUCGUGCUGGGUUGCUCUCAUUGGAAUUAUUAUCCAAACUGCCUCUGUGAACUCCACAAUGAUGAUAGUCGGCCGUACUAUUCUUGGUUUCGGAAACGGUGCUAUUUCGGCUGCUGUCCCUGUAUUUGUUCACGAAAGCUCAGUGGGAAAAAACGCACGCAAUGCGGAUGAACGAACCACCCAGGUUAUGUGGAAUAUAGGACUAUCCGUCGCGGCUAUCUCUGUGGUAGCCUGGCUUGGAUUGGGUGUUUACAAGAGCCCAUUCUACAAUGGAUGGAGAGUUUUACUGUCAUCUCAAGCUAUCUUUGUUUUGGUACCCAUUAUCAUUUUCCACGGUGUUCUCGAAAGUCCCCGUUGGUUGUACGCAAAAGGCCGAAUUCAUGAUGGCGACGUGUCCCUGGAACGUCUAUGUGGGAAGUCCGUUUCGGAUCCUACUGUCAAGGCACAACGGGACGAGAUCCUAGCUGCCGUACGCUUGGAAGAUGCAGAUACCCGUAAGAUCACAAUGGCUUCCUUCUUUCGAAAAGAUGAAACCGAGACCAAGGUUGUCAAACGCAUCUGGAUUUCUUGGCUGCUUCAGGUUGGAAAGCCUUUCUUUGGAGGAAAUCUGAUUACCUACUAUGGAAAGUCUAUCAUAUCGACCUUACACUUUUCGGCAGACAUAACUGCGAUUGUAACGGCGGCCCUUAACUCAAUGGUUACCCUGGGUGUCAUUAUAAGCUUUUGGACAGUCCAAAGAUUCGGCCGGAAACAUAUACUUCUUUUUGGCUCCUUUGUUCAGGUCUCUGCCAUUCUUGUUUUUACUGUACUUGGUAAUCUUCCCGAUCGCAUGACAACAAAUGCAACUCGUUGGGCUCAAAUUGCCAUGCUGUUCUGGUUUGAAGCGGGUUCUGGGUUGUCAUGGAUUUGGAUGGUAUACCUGUAUGCCAUCGAGAUCGUUCCGACAUGUUAUAGAGGUCAAGCCGGUGGAAUAGGCAACGUUGGCGUUUGGACAAUGGCCUUUGUAUUCGUUUACAGCGGUCCCAUCGCUAUCCAAAGAGUCGGAAUCAAGUUCUUUAUUUUAUUCAUCUUUGGCGGAUCGAUUGUUACGGUACUCGUCGCCAUAUUCGUUAAGGAAACCAAAGGUCUAACGCUAGAAGAAAUCGAUCUUCUAUGGACAUCUGAAGAGUAUCGCAUUCGUAACAAGGAUGCCCAGUUUAUUGAGGACAACAUCAGCACUGAUUCGGAACACAAAUCUAUUGUUGGUAGUGAAGGUAUAAAUUGUGCAACUGAAAAGGUAGUAUAAAUGUUCCGAUCUACUUAUUAGAAAGCUGUUGGCGAAUUUGAUGCCGCUCAGUCGGCGAUUUCACUAUGAAAAACAAUUUUUUUGGAA